Messenger RNA from Arvicanthis niloticus (Nile rat), 864 nucleotides. It is a transcript of the gene Msrb1, whose product is annotated as methionine sulfoxide reductase B1. Gene Ontology annotation, biological process: protein repair. Gene Ontology annotation, cellular component: nucleus. Gene Ontology annotation, molecular function: peptide-methionine (R)-S-oxide reductase activity. The record is from RefSeq and is a predicted model, not a curated record. NCBI's taxonomy places the organism in Eukaryota, Metazoa, Chordata, Mammalia, Rodentia, Muridae.
GGGUCGGGUUUGAGUCCAGAUCUCUGGGCUUUACGGGUCUUGGCUGGGUGCCUUUUCCUGUCCCGUCGCGAUCAUGUCGUUCUGCAGCUUCUUCGGAGGCGAGGUUUUCCAGAAUCACUUCGAGCCAGGUGUCUACGUGUGUGCCAAGUGCGGCUAUGAGUUGUUCUCCAGCCACUCAAAGUAUGCACACUCCUCCCCAUGGCCAGCAUUCACUGAAACCAUCCAUGCAGACAGUGUGACCAAGUGCCCCGAGAAAAACCGACCAGAAGCUUUAAAGGUGUCCUGUGGCAAGUGUGGCAAUGGGUUGGGCCACGAGUUCCUGAAUGAUGGCCCCAAGCUGGGACAAUCUCGAUUCUGAAUAUUUAGCAGCUCACUGAAGUUCAUCCCUAAAGGCAAAGAAGCUCCUGCCCCUCAGGGGCACUAGGAGAUGGACCUUGAAUGGACUGCCCUGGCCAACUGCUACAGCCUCAGUCACUGUAUGAUCUGCUCUGGUUAAAUCCUUCUAUGCCAGCCAGGGUGGUGAUGACCUGUGACCUCUGGGGAGUGGAGCAGGCAGAUGCCGGGGAUUCUUGAAUCCUUGUCUUCUGGCAGAGAAAACAAAACUCCAUUUCACAAUUUGCAGGCUCAUCUUGCCGCACUCUGGUUUCGGAAAGUGAUUGUUGCCUCAUUGGCUGGCCAGCAUGGCAGGGACUCUGUUCUCGCCACGUUGUCCAUAGUGUCCCUCUUAAGAGAAAAUUACUGUUACUUAUUGAAUGUGCUUGGAAGCUCUUGACAUCUGGGAGAGUGGGUGAUGCUGAGACCCACUCCCCCUUGCUUCCUCUCUGGAGUGAUCAAAAAGUCAAUAAACAAGAAGCCUGAGCUGGU